Messenger RNA from Vicia villosa (hairy vetch), 1622 nucleotides. RefSeq lists its product as uncharacterized. Gene Ontology annotation, cellular component: chloroplast thylakoid membrane; chloroplast envelope. Lineage: Eukaryota; Viridiplantae; Streptophyta; Magnoliopsida; Fabales; Fabaceae. The record is from RefSeq and is a predicted model, not a curated record. The transcript is spliced from 6 exons. The coding region runs from base 114 to 1379 and encodes 421 amino acids.
AGAAACAGAUAAGAUAAUAUAUAAACGAAGAUUCUGUCAAUUGUCUUCUGAAGAGUGAAGUAACAGUUACUCUCUUGUUGUGCCUCAAGGAACAACCCAACCUCAAAUUCAACAUGAAUAGCUUCAAAAUUUUAACCUCAACAUUCAACACCUCCACUUUCUUCCCUUCUAUCCAUGAUAACCUCUGCACCACCAAUCUCCUCACUCCUUCCUUCCAAAACCACAAAACCAAACUUACAGCUCAGAAUCCCAAACCCCAUUUUCUCCUAUGCGCUUCUCUUCCUAGUCCACAAGCUAGUAAUGUUUCCAUGGCUGAAGUGGAGGAACAAGAAGAGGUUGAAAUUGUAAAGGGUUACACCAUGACACAAUUUUGUGACAAAAUGAUAGAUUUGUUUUUGAAUGAGAAAACCAAAUCAAAGGAAUGGAGGAAGUAUUUGGUAUUUAGGGAGGAGUGGAAGAAAUAUAGGAAUAGCUUCUUCAUUAGGUGUCAAAGAAGAGCUGAGAUGGAGAGUGAUCCAACAAUGAAGGAGAAAUUUGCUUCAUUAGGGAGAAGGGUGAAGAAGAUUGAUGAUGAAAUGGAAGGACACUAUGAACUUUUCAAGGAGUUACAAGAUUUUCCAACCGACAUUAAUGCCAUAGUUGCACGAAGGCGCAAAGACUUCUCUGGAGACUUUUUCCGUUACCUCACUCUUAUUGCAGAUACUUAUGACAGCUUGGAGGAUCGUGAUGGGAUUGCGAGGCUUGGGGCUAAAUGCUUAUCUUCUGUCGGUGCAUACGAUAAUACUUUAAAGAAUAUGGAGACAUUAGACGCUGCGCAGGCAAAAUUUGAUGAUAUCCUCAACUCUCCUUCAAUUGACGCAGCUUGUCAGAGAAUCAAAAGUCUCGCAAAGGCAAAGGAACUUGAUUCUUCAUUGGUAUUGUUGAUAAACGGUGCUUGGGCUAAAGCGAAAGAAUCUACAACAAUGAAGAAUGAGGUGAAAGAGAUAAUGUACCAAUUGUACAAGACCACAAAGAGCAGCCUAAGGACAAUUGCUCCAAAAGAAAUAAAACUUCUAAAGCAUUUGUUAAACAUCAUAGACCCCGAGGAGCGAUUCUCUGCCUUGGCAAUGGCUUUCUCUCCCGGUGAUGAACAUGAAGCCAAGGAUCCUAAUGCUUUAUACACCACGCCUAAGGAGCUCCACAAAUGGAUUCAGAUAAUGCUCGAUGCAUAUAGUCUAAACAAAGAAGAAUCAGAUUUGAGAGAAGCUAGGCAAAUGACUGAUCCUAUAGUUAUUCAAAGAUUGUUUAUCCUCAAGGAUACCAUUGAGAAAGAAUAUAUGGAAAAAGACAAAGUUCCAAAGUCUGAGACAGAAGAUGACUCCCAAUCAGAAGUGUUUUGAAUUGUCAUUCGUUACACUUUUUUGAUCGAAUGAAACAUGUAUGUUUUUCCUUUAUAUACUAGAAUUUGUAGUCUUGUACUAUUUCACCAGGUUUCCUCUACAAAAUUUUGAAUUGUAUAAAGCAUCCACCUGAGUAAUGUGGAUGAUGCCACAAAUCAUUUUGAGGUGUAAUGUAGUAUAGAACCAGAAGUAGUUCCUUAUGCAUGCAUGUUUGAAUCAAUGAAGAUGUUGGAUACUAGGAAA